Messenger RNA from Helianthus annuus (common sunflower), 2555 nucleotides. RefSeq lists its product as uncharacterized. Lineage: Eukaryota; Viridiplantae; Streptophyta; Magnoliopsida; Asterales; Asteraceae. The transcript has 7 exons. The record is from RefSeq and is a predicted model, not a curated record. The coding region runs from base 342 to 2255 and encodes 637 amino acids.
CCUUGUUGAAAAAGAAACAACACCAACAACCAACAAGAGAAAGAAAGAAAGAAACAGCUCCUCCUCCUCCUCCUCCGUCGAAACUAACCAAACCAGACUCCAUUCUCUUCAUCAUCUUUCAAACCUUUUUCAAAUUCCCCAAUUUCAAACCCUAACCCUACCCAUGCUCACUCUCUAAAACUCACCGGCGAUCGCUCCACUUUUCAUGGCGGAUUCGCCGCACUCUCUUCCGCCAUCGGCUAGGGUUUCAUUCUUCCUCAUUCUUCUAUCUCAGAUCUCCUCUUUCAGUCCGACUUGAAUCAACGAUUGUCGUCGGAUUAUUAGGUUUCACCGGCGGUGCUAUGGCUGCCGGAAAAGGAGGACUGGUUGACAAGCUGUGGAGGUUUGUACGGACGGUUUAUUUUAUGGUGGUGAUGAUGACGUCACUACUGGUGUUAUCGCUUCCGGUUUUGGUUGCAAUUGGUGAUGUGUUGGUGCCUUGUGUAUUGAUUUCGAGCUUUACGUGUGUUAAUUGUUACGGUUUUAAAGAGCAUUUGAGGAGAUACUCGUUUAGAAGUUCGUUGACGGAUGUUCCGGUGGUUUCGGUUAUCAGAUCUCUCAUAAUCACCUGUGUUUAUAUGAUCUGUGAUGGUCCUGUGCUUUCACACGGGCAAUAUCUUGGCACGGUUACAUUAUGCUCCACCUUUUCAGUUCUUCUUUUAUCAGUAAAAGUUUGCAUUUUCACUGUCAAUUCACAACUCGAAGCUGAAGCUUCAUCCUCUCCUUCGAGAAAAAGACUUCAUUUAAAGAAAUCAUGGGGGAUGCCUGUAUUAUUUCUAUCAUCUGUGGUUUUCGCUCUUGGGCAUAUUGUCAUUGCUUACCGCGCAAGCUGCAGAGCACGAAGAAAACUUAUGCUUCACCGAAUCGAUCCCGAAUCAGUUCUUUCAAGCAAGCUUUUAUUUGCAUCUGGGUACGCUAAAGUGCCAAGGUCACCAACUCCUGCUGGUCGAACACCAAAAAGUGACAGUGAAAUUAAACGAAAACCGAUGGGGCAAGGUCAUAAUGAUGGUGAACUCCCGGUCAGAUUACUUGCUGACGUGGACAGUCUAUUCAUGGGUUGCCAGGGUGUCACUCUACACUACAAACUUAGCAUGCCUAGUCCACCUUCACGUACACUAUCUUCUUCCCUGAUCGAGAGGCCGUCAUUAAAUAUAAUCCCGAAAACACAAUAUCAUCUUCGCAGGAGCUUUAGCAAUCAAAUUCACACGUCUCCUCUGUAUACUCCGUUAUUAGAUGGUACUAAUACUAAUUCCCAUGUACUUUCUGAAGAAAUACCCGUUUUUAGUUUAAAUGACGGGAAUGAUGAGCAUGCAAGUAUGGAACCUGUUCAUCAUUCGCUUGAACAAGUUCCUGAAGUAAAUGGCCGGUUUGGGAUUGUUCUGGUGCAUGGGUUUGGUGGGGGUGUAUUCUCGUGGAGGCAUGUUAUGGGUGACUUAUCUAGACAUGUUAAUUGUGUUGUGGCGGCUUUUGACCGUCCCGGUUGGGGUUUGACUUCAAGACCGAGGCGAGAGGAAUGGGAAUCGAACAAUCUUCCCAACCCGUACAUGCUUGAUACUCAGGUUGACAUGCUUCUUUUGUUCUGUAAAGAAAUGGGCCUUUCUUCUGUUGUGCUUGUUGGUCAUGAUGAUGGAGGCAUUCUUGCUAUAAAGGCUGCACAAAGAGUGAAGGUGACUUCGAGUCUUAUGGACGUGGAAAUUAAAGGUGUAGUACUGCUGACAACAAAUCUUUCAAGAGAAGUUGUUCCUGGAUUUGCUAGAAUACUCAUGCGUACAUCUUUAGGAAAGAAACACUUGGUUCGACCUUUGCUACGAACCGAAAUUUCGCAGGUUGUUAACCGGCGGGCAUGGUAUGAUGCUACCAAGCUAACAAUGGAUGUGUUAAGCCUUUACAAGGCGCCACUAUGUGUAGAAGGAUGGGAUGAAGCAUUGCACGAAAUUGGUAAGUUAUCAUCCGAAACAAUUUUCACACAACAAAACGUAUCGUUGCUGGUAAAAGCAGUGGACAACACACCACUUUUGGUUAUUGCUGGAGCCGAAGACGCUCUCGUUCCUCUAAAAUCCGUUCAAGCCAUGGCAUCCAAGUUUGUAAAUUCUAGGCUAGUAGCGAUAUCUGGUUGCGGUCAUCUGCCUCACGAGGAGUGCCCGAAGGCGUUGCUUGCAGCUGUAUUACCAUUUAUUAGCAAACUGUUAAUUUCAGUAGAUUCUGAAAUCGAAUAGGGGAUCUUAGCAAUAGGUUAAUUUAAAAUUUGGUGAGGUUUGUCGGGUGGGGUUUGAGGUUUGGUCUCUUUUAUUCAUCUCGAGAGGGACGGGUCAAAUUCGCCUGUUUCUUUCGUGUAUUUUUGAUAAGUGGUUCUAAGUUUCGGGCGGGCUAAAGAGCGUGCUCUUACUCACGUGUAAUUUGUUUACUCGUUUGUGGUUGGCAUCAAUCAAAUUGUUUAUAUGCCUGUUGUGAAACGGUUAACUGUUCUACCUUUGUUGAAUCAAGUUGUUUGUUAUAUAAGAUACGCCAAUUCAUAA